CUGUUUGGUAAAAGUAAGGUUUUGGGCUUUACAUUUAAAUAAAAGCUGUGUCUUAAAAGUCGUUUGUUUUUUAAAUAAAUAAUAAUAAUGAAUGUUGAAAAGAAGAAUUUGAUUUUGACUCCUGACGAGGAAAAUGAAGAGAAUAGUAUUAGCAGAAGCACUCGGACUAAGUGUAAAAUAAACAGACUUAAGAGAAGUCCAAAACAAACCCAGACUCUUCCAAAAUCUCAACCCAAAUCAAAAAAUAACAACUUUACAGCCCAAGCAGAUUUUAAAACGCCAACUCGUGUACCACCAGCCAGAUUCAGGACCCCUUUAACAGAUGAGUCUCCAAACAAUGAUGCUGAAUUUCAGCAUGAAAUUAUUUGGGAUUCAACAUCACCUGCGACUCCUAUUAGACCUGGUCGAGGCAGCAGGAGGGCAGCAUGUUUCAGAUCCGUAGACAUAUCAGACCUUGUCAACCGGAUUGCUCCACAAGACAGGAGACCUGAGGAGGCAGAGACCUCUUUGCUGCAGUGGAUUGGGGACACAGCCAUUCCUUGCACUCCAGAGGUUCCAGAGCCCAGGCCCAGGUCCAAAUCAACACGACAAAACACUGUGGACAACCUGCUGAGAUUAGCAAAACAGUUUGACUUCAACAUGAUACACCAGGAAGAGGCAUGUCUCCAGCCGCAGAAAUCUGUGGAUGUCAUUGGUGAGGACCAGGAACUAUUUUUCAACGAGGAUGAGCCACCAGCUCCACUGCAUAAUGACUCUGAAACUGUAUUGGAUUGUACUGAAGAGGUCAAAACUAACAGUGAUGAUUCUAUGGUUUUUGAUCUGGGAAUGGAAAACGAUCUGGAUUUGCUGUUUGAUGUCUCGACGCAGCAAGUGAGCACUGCUCUAAGCCCAGUUUUAAAUGAUUGUUCUCAGGAUGUGGCUGAAAUCGGCUUAGACGUUUUAGAUUUUGAUGUAGAUGAAAAUCUUGAUGCUCAUACAAAACAAUGCAGCAGUUUUGCUGCUCGAUUUGGCGGAACCAGAGAAUCGGCGGCCACUAAUGGAAGUAUUGCUAUGCAAGCAGUUGCCAACUUCCAGAAGGUGUGCAGCACUGAUGAUUUUGAUGAUGAUUGGAGCAACGAUGACUUACUGGAGGAUUCACUGGUGAUGGAGAUGACCCAAAACCCAGAGCUAUUCUCUGCACCUCAAAACAGCUCAAUACAAAAACUGACAAGAGUAAAUAGAAAUGCAGAGCGCAGUCCUUACAGAAGCAUGAACAGCUUUGCAAAUAGUGCAAAUCACAAUCUAGCUGCUAACUUAAAAUACAGCACAACACAAGGGCCUAAUCAGACACUGAAAGGCAGCCAGAGCUUACAUCAGGGGAACAGAUCUGCAGGAACUGUGUAUAUUACACAACAAGGAUUCCCUUCCAAGAGUAAUCAGCAACAGCAGGAUUGUCCUUCAAAUAAAAUCCUGUCAGUAGUUUCUGGUUCAUUAAACUUGAAUCCAAACCUACCCAGUGUAUUAAUGGCUACUUACCAACCAACAAAACCAGCAGAAAUGCAGAAACCAGCAGGAACAACCAGCACUGGGUCUGCACAGACAGUUCAAUUGUUGACUAAAACGUCAUUAGUUUCUAAGUCGUCCAAUCCAGUUCAGUCCAGUCUCCAACCCAAUAAAAACAUCAAAGUGACUGAUGAAAAAGAGAACUCCCCAAUGGCUGAUGAUGGUGACAUCGCAGUUGAGGAUCUGGACUCUAUAUUUGCCUCGGAUGACAUUUGGGAUGAUGGGGCAGACGAUGAUGACUUGUUCUGUGAAGCAUGUGAAAAAGUGGAGGAAUUCAUUACUGAACCAGAAACACCAAAAACAAUCUUCCCAAAACCAACCUCACAGAGCAACCAAACGCUUCUAAAUAGGAUAAUGGUCUCCUCUAAUGGUCGAAAUGCCACAACAACCAUGAACAAAUCUGAUCAAGAUAAGGUGUUUGUGCAGCCACAAAACCAUACAUCAUCUAGUACCCAAAAACAGGUCCUUUCUGGAGGAAUCUCACACAACUAUAAUAACACAUCAGUAGAAAAUACAGUAAACAACAGCAUGAUGAAGACAUGCAACUCAUCAUCUAAAGGACAAUAUAAGUUUAACCACAUUAAAAGUACACCAGGAAUAAGCAGUGCAGCCUACAAUGUCAGAAUGCAGCAGCAGGUUUGCCAGAUAGGUGCUUUGACCUCCCACCAAUCAGCUCCAAAGAUUUUGGAUGACGACCAGUUUAAAAAGCCUUACAGCACCUUUAAUGCCAAACCAGCAAAUUUUAAAGGUGUUGGAAAAUGCAGUGAAGCUGAGAUUGAGAUGAAAAAGCAGCAGGCCAUAGAAAGGCGGAGACUACGAAUGCUGGCUAGUCAGAACCUUGAAGCUCCAACAUGAUGUCGUUUGUAAUGGAGAUGCACCAAAAAAUCCUACUUAUGACAAGGUCGAAAGUCAUAAGAGUGCAUAUCGGUGGGAGUCAUUUUAAACUUAUUGUUGCUUGUCAUCAAGCUGUAUAGGAAGGCUGACAUCAACAUCAGUCUAAUCAGGUGCUUGUAAGUUUUAUUGCUUUGAUGCACAACUGAUCUGUCUCUCUGGCACUUUAAGUCUAUUGCUUAGACACCCUGUUUGUAUUAAACUGUUUUUUUUUUAAACUACACAGAGAGACAACAAUAUUUAUUGGUUUGGACUGUUUUAAUUGUUUAUUAAAAUGAUAGUAAUA
Messenger RNA from Trichomycterus rosablanca, 2719 nucleotides. RefSeq names its product ETAA1 activator of ATR kinase a (gene etaa1a). Gene Ontology annotation, cellular component: nuclear replication fork. Bases 88 to 2397 code for a protein of 769 amino acids. Gene Ontology annotation, molecular function: protein serine/threonine kinase activator activity. Lineage: Eukaryota; Metazoa; Chordata; Actinopteri; Siluriformes; Trichomycteridae. The transcript is spliced from 6 exons. The record is from RefSeq and is a predicted model, not a curated record. Gene Ontology annotation, biological process: DNA damage response; regulation of DNA damage checkpoint; positive regulation of protein serine/threonine kinase activity.